AUGGUACCCAGAUUUCACUUCUUUAUCUUUGUCGCUGUGACCUGUCUGAUAUUGUUUGGGAUUAACCGUCAGUACGAUUUACUGUCGGCCAGGAUUACACAAAUCGGGCAGGAAAAGGAGAGCACUCAAACGGAUACGGCCCCUAGCCAAGCGAGCCCACCCAAGACAGAAUACAUACCCACCGACUCUGCCACCUCACCUUACUGCAAGUGGGUCUUUGACCGGUACGAAUCCAGCGAGUAUGAGGAGCAAUGGUUCCGAGAGGUGCCACACGUUCAGUCCACCACUGCCGACGGUGCCAAUAUCUGCAAGGCUAUUCAGAAGCAUGUCGAAGCAGCCAAGUCCAUCAUCAGGCGAACCAUCACUCUAGCAUCCGUUGACUCCAAAGUCAAAUGGACAACACUCGACGCCUCUCCAGGCCCUCUCGCCCCGGAAGACGAAUAUAUGAGUCGUAUGCAUUACCGACGUGUAUGCUAUGAUGAGCAUAAACAGAUCUUUCAACCUGCAUCCGGGAGUGGGAUACAAUUGAUCGAACCGCUAUUCGGGAUGCUCCGUGAUCCCUUUGAUGGAUAUUGCGGCAAGGAUAAGCUUAUCAUGGAUAACUAUCCCGACGAGCAUCCAGGACAAUCUAAGCUUCACAUUCUGCCUCAAGGCUAUGCUCCGUUUACGUACACGACCAAGAAUGACGACAUUGAGCUUAGGAAAUGGUAUACUCAUGGGGUUCCGCCGUGGUAUUCAUCAUUACGACCUGUAUACGAUGAGCAGCUCGGAACGGCUUGGUUAUCACCCCAAAAUAUCCACUUGGAUCUGGGUUCCUCCUACUUUGGUGGUUGGACCCGUGGGGCAACUGCAGCAUCUGGUCAGUGGUUCUAUGACAAGUACCAUGCACGCGGCCAGAAAUUCGACCGAUUCAUCGCCGUGGAAGUCGAGAUCUUGAACGAUACCCAGGUCUACGAACAAGUUCCAGAGGAUUUGAUCGGUAUCUACACGCUAAUGAAUGUUGGUUUGACCAUGGGAGGAGACAAGCUGAAUACUCUCAACAUGAUUAAGCGGCUUGUCCACCCAGAAGACUUUCUGGUCUUCAAGCUCGAUAUAGACUCGGCGCCCAUAGAGGAGCCCAUCGUCCAGAGUCUACUAGCAGACGAUCCCGAGAAUGGCAGCGCGCUUAUUGACGAGCUGAUGUUCGAGCAUCACGUCAAUUUCUACCCAAUGAAUAGCCCGUGGGGAUUAUCACCGACUUCGAAGGAGAGUGGCGAUCUGUUGACCAGUUACAAUCUCUUCAGAGAUCUCAGGAAGAAGGGGAUCCGGGCGCAUUCGUGGCCUUGA
Messenger RNA from Thyridium curvatum, 1326 nucleotides. RefSeq lists its product as uncharacterized. The transcript has a single exon. Bases 1 to 1326 code for a protein of 441 amino acids. The record is from RefSeq and is a predicted model, not a curated record. Lineage: Eukaryota; Fungi; Ascomycota; Sordariomycetes; Thyridiales; Thyridiaceae.